Messenger RNA from Scomber japonicus (chub mackerel), 1038 nucleotides. RefSeq names its product fucosyltransferase 7. The transcript has a single exon. Lineage: Eukaryota; Metazoa; Chordata; Actinopteri; Scombriformes; Scombridae. The record is from RefSeq and is a predicted model, not a curated record. Gene Ontology annotation, cellular component: membrane. Bases 1 to 1038 code for a protein of 345 amino acids. Gene Ontology annotation, molecular function: alpha-(1->3)-fucosyltransferase activity.
AUGGCAACAUGUAGAUCCAGAGCCUUCAUCCUGGCCCUCCUUUUCCUCAGCUCCCUCUCAUCCCUUUAUUUCAGCCUCCUGGCCGACAAGCUCUUUCUGCAUGAACGUAAUCCAGAUGUUCCUCAGAGGAACAUCAGCAUCUUGCUUUGGCACUGGCCGUUUGGACACCACUACAGACUUGAUGGAGAUAUAUGCCAUAAGAUGUACAACAUCAGCCACUGUUUCCUCAGUGACAAUACUUCUGCCUUCCCCACAGCUGAUGUGGUGGUCUUCCACCAUCAAGAACUGAGCAAAGGUCUGUCCUCACUGCCUUUUGAACUGGAUCGCCCAGCCUCCCAGCAUUGGGUGUGGCUGUCCUUGGAGCCUCCUGUCAACAACGAAAGACUCAAACAUUUCAAUGGCGUCUUCAACUGGACUAUGACCUACAGACGAGAUGCAGACAUACACAUCCCUUAUGGAAAGACCCUGCAAGGAGGUGAUGAUCUCAGCUACCCGGCUGCUGCAAAUCGUUCCUGCCUGGUCAGCUGGGUGGUCAGCAAAUACCGACCUCAACAGUCUCGGUCUAGUGUUUACCAAAGGCUAAAGAAUCACAUCCCCAUAGAGUUGUAUGGCAUGUGGAAUAAGAGGCCCCUGUCUAGGAAAAAGCUGUUGCCCACCAUUGCAAAAUGUUUUUUUUACCUGGCAUUUGAGAACUCUGAGGUGACGGACUACAUCAGCGAGAAGCUGUGGAGGAAUGCCUUCCAAGCAGGAGUUGUACCGGUGGUUCUUGGUCCCAGCAAGGCUACCUAUGAGGCCCUCGCUCCUCCUGGUUCCUUUAUCCACGUGACUGAUUUUGCAUCCACAGCUGAUCUGUCUGCCUAUCUGAAGCAUCUGGCUUCAGACAGGCAGGCCUAUGAAGCAUACUUUCAGUGGCAUCGCACUCACAGGAUCAAAACCUACACUGAUUGGAGAGAAAGGCUGUGCCAAAUCUGUUUAAGAUACCCCCAUUUACCUGCCAACAAAGUCUAUCAGGACCUGGAGAGCUGGGUUUACAGUUAG